AAACCCAUAAUUCCACUCUCAUCACCUUUAUGGAGUUUGUCAACUCCCUUGGAAACGUUACAAUCAAGAAGCAUUCAUAGAGGUUCAGCUGCUGCGCUACUGCCUUCUUCAUCCCAUGCUCACCAAGCGGCACCAAUUGCGAAUAUUGGACAUAAUACCGCUUGGAUGUCGCCUCUCCCAUACCCCAACCCUUGGCUUACUUCUCCUCAGACCAGUGGGUUCGAUGUUGGUUCGCGUUUCCCCGGUUUCCCAAUCACCGAAACUGUAAAAUUGACACCCACAAAAGAACCGUCCUUACCUUACUCUGGCGGUAAGCAUGUUCUGACUGGAACUUCUGGCAAUGUUUUCAAAGGGACACAAACACUUGAGCCAGCCAGUACAGUUUUACCACCUGGUCAACAUUCCACUGGGACGAAAUCAAGGAAACGGAAAAAAAUGCCAGUCUCUGUGGACUCUGAUCCAAGCAUUGUAUAUUCGCUGCAGCAGACAGAAGUGGUUGUCUCACCUCUUGGUCCUAUAUCUACACCUGUACCUGUUACAGCUGCUCCGGGUAGUUUGGCUUCUAACGCAGGCACCCUACCCAGUGUUGGUUCCAUCUCUGCAGUCCCUAUGAACCUGGUAUCAACAUUCCCCGGGAAGAAAAUGAAAUCGUCUCUGCAGUCCCCAAUUUUUGGUGGUAACCUUGCAUCUGAAGUUAAGCAGAUAUCUGUUUUGCCGGUAGAUACCAUUGAUAAACUUAAUGAGGCUAAGAUGCAUGCAGAGGAUGCUUCUGCUCUUGCUACUGCAGCUGUUAGUCAAAGCGAAUACAUAUGGAAGCAGAUAGAGCAACAAAGGCAUACUGGCCUCCAGCCAGAAACUCAAGGCAUAUUAGCUUCCGCUGCUGUUGCCAUAGCUGCUGCCGCUGCAGUGGCAAAGGCUGCAGCUGCUGCCGCCAAUGUCGCAGCUGGUGCGGCAUUUCAGGCAAAAUUAAUGGCUGAAGAAGCAGACCUUCCAAGUGUUUCUUAUCAGGGUAAUGAACUCCCCAAGUCAAAUGAUGUAAUAACUCAAGGCCAGGGUACCCCUGCUUCUAUCUUGAAGGGUGAAGGUGCAGUGGUGAGCUCCAGUUCGUUCCUUAGUGCUGCUAGAGAGGCAGCUAAGAAGAGGGUUGAGGCUGCCACAGCGGCCACGAAACAAGCUGAAAAUAUGGAUUCCAUUAUUAAGGCAGCAGAACUGGCAUCAGAGGCGGUUUCACAAGCUGGAAUACUUGUUUCAAUGGGUCAUCCUCCGUCGCUCAAUAAGCUGGUGGAGGUGGGUCCAAGUGGUUACUGGAGGCAGGCUCGAGAAUCCGUGGAAGUUCAGCCCUGUAAAGUGGGUGUAUUAGAAAAAGAAACUGUGACUACUAGUGAUAGAGCUUUUGCUAGUCCCAGCACUACGCAUACUGAGUUGGAUGGCUCUCGGAGAACAGCUGGUGGUCAAGGUCUAGUUUCUACCACUGGAAAGAAAACAAAUGGACGGAAAGGUCAUAUAAGUGCAGACUUGGCUAAACACACGGCUGUAGCUUUCGAGCCAGCAGUUGGGUCAAAAUCUUCGAUUGACACCCAGACUGAAAGUGAGCAGAUUAUGAAAAAAACAAACGACGAGUGCAUCAAGGAAGGUUCUCAAGUAGAGGUUUUCAAGGAAGGACCUGAAUUAAGAACUGCAUGGUACUCUGCCAAUGUAUUGGGCUUAGAGGAUGGGAAAGCUUAUGUGCUGUUCAAUGACCUUUCUGUAGAACAAGGAACAGAUAAGCUGAAGGAGUGGGUAGCCCUCAAAGGUGAAGGUGAUGAGGCCCCAAAAAUAAGAACUGCUCGUUCUAUUACUGCCCUGCCAUAUGAAGGAACCAGGAAGAGACGUAGAGCUGCCAUUGGGGAUCCUGUUUGGAAAAUUGGGGACAGGGUAGACUCGUGGGUUCAUGACAGUUGGUUGGAGGGUGUUAUCACGGAGAAGAACAAGAAAGAUGAAAAUACAGUGACUGUGCAUUUUCCAGCACAAGGAGAGACUUUGACUAUCAAAGCUUGGAAUCUUCGUCCUUCUCUUCUAUGGAAAGAUGGAAAGUGGAUUGAAUAUUCUACUUCAAGGGAAAACAUCAGCUCGUCACAUGAGGGUGAUACCCCAAAGGAGAAGCGUCCUAGACUAGGACCUCCAGCUCCUGUGUCUGAAGGAAAAGACACGAAAAUGGAAACUGCUGAUGAUCCGGAUUUAGGUAAAAUGCCUCAAACUGGUGUUCUUGACCUCGGUGUUUCAGAGACUACAUUUAACAUCGGGACGAGUACCAGAGAAGCGGGCAAUCCUGGUCCACCCCGAAUGAAGAGGACAGGUUUACAAACGCAGGGAGCAAAAGUGAUUUAUGGUGUCCCUAAACCUGGAAAGACAAGGAAGUUCAUGGACGUGAGCAAACACUACGUCUCAGAGGCGAGCAAUCAAACUCGGAAACAGAAGGAACCAGCUAAGCCUGUGAAACCAAUUGUGCCCCAAAAUCCAGGACCAGGGAGCUGGAGAUUGCCUUCUAAAACCGUUUCCAGAGAGAGACAGACAACAACAUCGAAGCCCAAGAGUUUCAAACCUGCGCCCAAGACCAAAGAGAAACCGGUUGCUGCAUCUAGGAUAGUUCCCCGCAAGGACUCUCGUAAUACACCAGCCUCAAGUGUGGAAUCUGAUGAUGCCGUUGGUCAGAGUGGAGAGAACAAAAGUACCGCAUCUGGAACAGUUUCUAGUGUUACAUCCAAGGGAACAGGGGAAGGGCAAAAUAGUUCCUCGAGCACUACUGGUAAAGGGAAAGUGGCCCCUACUGCAGGGAGGUUAGCCAAGAUUGAAGAGGAAAAGGCGUUGGCUGAUAAUUCUUCAAAUGCAUCGGAUGGAAUGGAACCACGUAGAUCUGUCCGCAGGAUUCAGCCAACUUCUAGACUGCUUGAAGGUCUGCAAUCAUCGAUGAUGACCUCGAAGAUUCCUUCCAUGUCACAGGGCAGAAGUCACCAAAGUCGAAGCAAAAAGUAACCGUAGAGGCAAAUUAGGUGAUGGAAGGAGCAUAAGCUAAGUGCACAUAAAAACCUAAGAAGAAGAAUAUAUGUUAUUGGUGUUUGGUUGAAGCUCCGUUGUUGGUUGGGGGGGAGAGAUUAUAUGUUAUUGUAGGUGUGUUUUGAUGUUUAUUUAGUCGGAUGUUCUCUCUCUCUCACUCGAUGCGUCUCAGAGAGAUGAGAUGAAGAAGUAUAUUCGUGACAUCGUUGUUACUAAACAACAUUUUUAUUAUUGCCAAGUAUCAUCAUCAUCUUCC
This is a messenger RNA of Raphanus sativus (radish), 3289 nucleotides long. RefSeq lists its product as uncharacterized. The transcript has 8 exons. Lineage: Eukaryota; Viridiplantae; Streptophyta; Magnoliopsida; Brassicales; Brassicaceae. The annotation marks the transcript as partial. The record is from RefSeq and is a predicted model, not a curated record.